This is a messenger RNA of Gavialis gangeticus (Gharial), 1677 nucleotides long. RefSeq names its product THAP domain containing 1 (gene THAP1). Gene Ontology annotation, molecular function: sequence-specific DNA binding. The transcript has 3 exons. The coding region runs from base 780 to 1529 and encodes 249 amino acids. NCBI's taxonomy places the organism in Eukaryota, Metazoa, Chordata, Crocodylia, Gavialidae. The record is from RefSeq and is a predicted model, not a curated record.
GUCCAUUUAUAAUACCCAGGUGGGAAAUUCGUUUUACUCCCUGCAGCCGGGUCUCCUCGCAGGAGCCCACGCCUGCAACACGCCCAAGGCUUUCGAGGCUCGCACCCACCUCCCACUAGGACAGCAAUACUCAAAGCCUAGUCCCAACCCACACGCGGGAGCAUCUCCACUGUGUGCCCUGCAGCUCAUUGCAGAAUAUGUCACUGCAGUGCAGCCCCGUGCCCUCCUUCAGCAGCUGACCGUAGGAAGAAGCUAGUCUGCCCCUUCUCGCGUGAGCUGCAGCGCUCAGAGCGGCGGGCGAGGAGCUGCUGGGUGGCAGCAGCAGCCGCCGGAGCAGGAAUGCGACGCUCGACAAUAAGGCACCCGCUCGUGCUCCACGCGCGCGGCUCCACCCCAGCGAGGCAGGGCCGGCCGCGCCUGGCAGAGGCCGAGAGACGCGAGCCUGACGCGUGGGGGCAGGGUCAUGCUAUAGGCAGCGGGCGGGGCCAUUGCAGCCCGCGUCCGCUCUGAGCUUGUGCUGCCAUUGGCGGGGAGAUCGAAAAGGUCCCGCCCACGCGCGGGGAAAUAACCAAUAGAGAAGUGAGAGUGGGAGAUCUCGCGAGAGUUUCCUUGAAGCUGGCGCCGCCAUCUUGGAGUUGGGAGAGGCCGCGUCCUGUUUAUGUCGCUCCUAGGGGGUCGCUGAGGGGGAUGGGCGCCGGGCACUGAGCUAGCGGGGUCCAUGCGCCCGCCUCGCCCCCGGGCCGAAGCAUCGCCGGCACGGGCGGCCCCGGGGCGGCAGGAUGGUGCAGUCCUGCUCUGCCUACCGCUGCCGGAACCGAUACGACAAAGAGAAGCCGAUCUCCUUCCACAAGUUUCCUCUCACAAGGCCUGAUCUCUGCAAGAAAUGGGAAGCCGCUGUGAAAAGGAAAAAUUUCAAGCCAACAAAGUAUAGCAGCAUUUGCUCAGAACAUUUCACUCCUGAUUGCUUUAAAAGGGAGUGUAACAAUAAGCUCCUGAAAGAGAAUGCCGUGCCCACAAUAUUCUGUUACACUGAACCCAGUGAAAAGACUGAAGAGUGUUCAGAGCAAGCAGAAGAUCUGUCUCCUCCUACACCGCCAUUGCCACCACCACCUCCGCCGCCGCCACCACCACCACCACCACCACCACCACCACCUCCUCCUCUACUGCCACCUCCCCCAUCAAAUCCUUCCUUUCCUUUAUCUCAGAUAGAUGCAAGACUGGUAGAUCCAAGUAUUGGAUUAUUAAUGCCUCCUCUCCAGACCCCUAGUAAUCUAGCAGUUUUCUGUGAUCACAACUAUACCGUAGAGGAUACAGUUCAUCAGAGGAAGAGAAUUCAGCAGCUGGAAGAGCAAGUGGAAAAACUGAGAAAGAAGCUCAAGACAGCACAGCAGCGAUGCAGACGUCAGGAAAGACAGAUUGAAAAACUGCGCGAGCUCGUUCAGUUUGAGAAGGAGAAGGACAUAUUGGCAGGAAAAGGCUACAUUAUUCUACCCAAUGACUAUUUUGACAUUGUAGAAGUACCUGCAUAAAUACACUGACAUCCCCUUUGAAGGGGCAAUACCAAGUAGCAUCUUCAGGCUAACACAGUUCAGUUUAAAGAAUAAAUACUCUUUAAUUCUGUAUGUAAGACUAUUUGAGAUUCUAAAAGAAUAAAGAAGCUAUGUAAUGUUAAAUAGA